This is a messenger RNA of Caenorhabditis bovis, 600 nucleotides long. NCBI's taxonomy places the organism in Eukaryota, Metazoa, Nematoda, Chromadorea, Rhabditida, Rhabditidae. The record is from the annotation of a GenBank genome assembly.
AUGAAGGAAUACAAAAUUGUGGUUUUGGGAAACGGUGGUGUCGGCAAAAGUGCACUGACACUUCAAUUUGUGCAGGGUGUAUUUGUGACCAAUUAUGAUGCAACAAUUGAAGAUAGCUAUCGAAAAUUAGCCCAAAUUGAUUCUGAAAAUACGCGAUUAGAGAUUUUGGACACAGCAGGGACAGAACAAUUUUCUGGAAUGCGUGAAACGUAUUAUAAAUCUGCACAAGGCUUCAUUCUUGUUUUCUCACUGGCUGAGAGAUCGACAUAUGAAGAUGUUAAGAAAUUGUACUUUUCGAUUAUUCAAUAUCGUUCACAAGAGGCUCCAAUUAUUUUAGUUGGAAAUAAAUCGGACCUGAUUGGGCAGAGAGAAAUUGAUGAGCAGGAAGCAACAAGUUUCGCCAAGAAGAUGAACAUUCCAUAUUUCGAAACAAGUGCGAAAUUAAACCAGAACGUUUCUCAGAUUUUUGAUGAAUGUGCAGUUCUAAUAUUGAAACUCUCUAUCGAAAAGGAGAGAUACAAUAAAAGACGAAAAGGAAACUUUUCAGAAGAUUCGAAUUUUCGUUCAUUUCUAAAACCAUUUUGCUGUUUUAUGUGUUAA